AUGGCGGGCAGCAGUUUGAACCCCGAGUUUGAUUACGUAUUCAAGACGCUACUUGUGGGCGACCACGGCGUGGGCAAGUCCGCCAUGCUGGCCAGAUUCACGGAAGAUAAAUUCGAAGACAACGCCCCUGCCACCAUGGGUGUGGAUGCGAAACCCAAAACAGUAGUGGUUGAUGGAAAGAGGGUCAAAUUGAACGUGUGGGACACAGCGGGCCUCGAGAGGAUGGGCUUCCUUACAAGCAGCUAUUAUCGAGGCGCUCAUGGAAUCAUCAUCGUUUUCGACGUCGCCAGUGCCGGCUCGUACCAAAACAUUGCCAAUUGGGUGGGCGAAAUCGAACGCUAUGCCAAUGACUCAGCUCUCAAGAUCCUCGUAGGCAAUAAGUCGGAUCUGGUCCAACGAGAGGUCAAGCCCGAAGAGGCGCAAGCCUACGCCAAGAACGACCUGGGCGUCGACUACUUUGAGACAUCGGCAAAGGAAGGCGUCAACGUCGAAGAGGCAUUUUUGAGGCUAGCAGAGCAGAUGAAGAAGAGGAAGGACGGCAUGACGAGUUCAUCAUCGGCGCGGCCAUCAGGAGGGCCUACACUCAACCUCGACCAGGAGCCCGCCAAAAAGCCGUCCAAGAAGAUCUGUAGUAUAUAA
Acanthamoeba castellanii str. Neff is the source of this 639-nucleotide messenger RNA. Its product is annotated as Raslike GTP-binding protein YPT1, putative. Bases 1 to 639 code for a protein of 212 amino acids. NCBI's taxonomy places the organism in Eukaryota, Discosea, Longamoebia, Acanthamoebidae. The record is from RefSeq and is a predicted model, not a curated record. Gene Ontology annotation, molecular function: GTPase activity; GTP binding. The transcript has 7 exons. Gene Ontology annotation, biological process: protein secretion; regulation of exocytosis.